Messenger RNA from Hemibagrus wyckioides, 3247 nucleotides. RefSeq names its product adhesion G protein-coupled receptor G11 (gene adgrg11). Gene Ontology annotation, molecular function: G protein-coupled receptor activity. Bases 233 to 2695 code for a protein of 820 amino acids. The transcript is spliced from 26 exons. Gene Ontology annotation, cellular component: membrane. The record is from RefSeq and is a predicted model, not a curated record. Lineage: Eukaryota; Metazoa; Chordata; Actinopteri; Siluriformes; Bagridae. Gene Ontology annotation, biological process: adenylate cyclase-activating G protein-coupled receptor signaling pathway; cell surface receptor signaling pathway.
CAAAGAGAAUAAGAUCCAAAGCUAAAGUGUCUAUAAAGCCUUAAACAUCUAACAUCAUAUAAGAUCAUUUAUAUCAUGAACACACUUCAUUUAUAAAUAAAUAUCCAUAUUUGAUUAGCCUCACACUAGUAUCAGUAAAACCUGAUCAGACUGAUAUAUAAACAUUACUAAUUAUAUUUUUAUUCCUGAUUUAAUCAGCACUUCUCCCUUCAAGCCUGUGAAACCUGUGAAGAUGAAGUUCAGAAGCUCGCUGAUGAUUACACUGAUGUUCUUUUUGGUGUUUCUGUGCAAGAUAGCUCCAGCAGAUGUGGAGAACAAGUGCAAAGAUAAUUGCUCGAGCAUCUUCAACAAUAAGCCGAUCAAUUGCCAAUGUAGUUGCCAGAACAUCUGCAGCAGUGGACAGGACAGUUGCAGAAAAUAUGGGAAAGACGUCUGCAAAGUUUGGAACAUCGAGUGCAUAAGUAAAUGCCAUGACAUCUGCAAAGGAAAUUGCAAAAGCAGUCCAGAAACCAAUUGUACAGUUCAAGUUCAAACCUGUCCAGCAGAAUACAGUAGCUGUACUGAUUGUCUGGACAAAUGCAAGAACUGCCAUGGAAGUGAUGACCUGUGCCCGAGUUUGUGUUCUGAAAUUUGUUCACCUUGUGUACUGAGUGCAGACUGUGACCGAAUUGUACUGAUUGAUGGAGGAUUUACUGGACAAAUACAAAGCACUGAUACAAACCAGAGAUGUGUAAAUUCUACUGAUAAUAUCUCCAGUUGCCUGGAUAACUCUACUGGAUCACCACCAUCCAACAUGUCAACCUGCAUUUUAUCAUUUGAAACUGAUGAACACAAUGUGACAAAUGAAGAAUGCAGGUUCUCAGACAGCGGUGUGUGGUUAUUAAACAACACUAUUAACAACACGCUACAAAUCAACAUCACCAGGAACAAAACCCUCAGACCCAAUAAACCCAUCUGCUUCGUGACAGGAUGUCAGACCUGCAGCCAGACAAGUGAUUUGCUGACCAGCUGCCCUCAAUCUAAUAGAAGCUCUACCUGUGAGAACGUGACCUGUGUGGAUCCAAGGACGUUUUGUCAAAAUGCUACCUAUGAUCCGAACUGUACCGAAAACGAUUCAAACUAUGACAUCAUCACCUUAAAUGGAUCGUAUACAGAGUGCUCCAAGUGUGGAAAUCCCUUUCAGAAAACUGAUGGAGACGUGAAGAUUAAUUUCACGCUGCCUAAAGACCCCAGCAGUAAUACCAGCUAUUUUGCAGAGAUGAAGAAAAUAAAUCAAAUGAUUUUAGAACAGAUGGGGAAUAAAUCCUCGGUGUCCGUCUCCUUCGAUGAUGUUGAGGGAAUUUUUGUCAAACAGCAAAAGGAGGAAGACUUUAAAUCCAUCUACUUUAUGUACUCCAGAGACAUCAACUUUAAUAUCAUCGAAGAUAAAACCCAGUUGACGAAUUUUAGCAGGACGUUCUCCAUCCCGAAGGAGGCUUUUGAAAAAGCGUCCAAUAUAAACAAUGAGACCCUUUUUGCAUCGUUGUUACGAUUUCCCGAUUUUCCAAAGGACAAUAUGAACAGCACCCUGCUAAACAAUGAGGUUUACUCCAUUGACAUGGGAGAAGAAAUCUCAAAUCUCACCACCUCCUUCAAUCUAACCUUCAGGAACAUUCUCCCGAAUUCCGGCAGUGCUUCGUGUAACUCUUGGGAUGGACGAGGACCUACACCGAACUGGACGACUGAUGGAUGUAACACUUCCCAUAUUAGUGACCAAGUGACCUGCUCUUGCCAGCACUUAACCUUCUUCGCUGUGUUGAUGAGCAUUCCAAACAAAAUGUCAGCCUCUGACAUCAAAAACCUCACCUACCUCACCUCCAUCGGGUGUGGCCUGUCCCUCUUCUUCCUCAGCAUAGCUCUGUUCAUGCACUUCCUGUUAAGGAAAGGCCAAGCCACUGUUUCAGUCCACAUCCUCAUCAACCUGUUCAUGGCUCUGUUCCUGCUCAACCUCAGCUUCCUCGUCAACGAGUCUGUAGCUAAAAUAAGGUCUGAGGCCGCCUGUAAGUUAAUGGCAGGGUUGAUGCACUACUUCAUGCUGUCCACUUUCACAUGGUUCGGCCUGCAGGCGCUGCAUCUGUGUUUACAGCUCACACUAAAUGUGGUCAGGAUCCAGAAUUAUGUCAUCAAACUAUGCGUCACCGGCUGGGUGCCUCCUGCCCUUGUGGUGACGGUCAUUUUCAUUUCUCAGAAAUAUGGCAUGGAGAAUAUCGUCUCUGAUACGGGAGAAACAGUCUCAAUGUGCUGGAUCGCUGACCCAACCGUGCACUACGUCGUGAACAUCGGCUACUACUCUGCCAUCUUCCUCUUCACCUUCCUGACCUUCGUGGUGAUGCUGCGCUGGCUCUGGCUGCUCAGGCAUCAAAAAUGCCCCACCAUCACCAGUUCAGGGAAAUCGUCCAGACCCUCAGACGCUCUGACCAUCAUGGGCUUGUGCUGCAUCCUGGGACUGAGCUGGGGCUUCGCUUUCUUCGCUUACGGCCCGAUGCAAAUCCCCGCCUACUACAUCUUUACCGUCCUCAACUCCUGCCAGGGUUUCUUCCUGUUCAUUUAUUAUUACAAGUCCAGUAGGCUGGUUGGUGAAGCUGAAACACUGGCAGAGGAAAGCAGCUCAACCACGGUGGUGGAAAACCCAUACAAGAAACCAAAAAUGUUCUAAAUCCACGAUCAGUGGGCGUGAUUAAAACCGCUUUGAAUUUGAAUAAGUGUGACAUACAUUUAUUCAAAAUACUCCUUACUUCAGCAUAUUACUGCAAUUUAGUUAAGUGUAGGUUUAAUAUGUUCACUGGUAUAGUUUCCUCUCUCUCUCUCUCUCUCUCUCUCUCUUUCUAUCACUAUCUCUCUCUCUUAAAUUCAAUUUUAAUUGAUAAAUAAUAAACAUAGAACUUUAUUUUUUAUAUGAUGUUACUCCAUUCUAGUUUUAUUUUUAGCUUGUGUCUAUAGAGUGUAUAUGAGCUUACAAGGAAGUUUGGAUGAAAAAUGAUAAUUUGUAAAUAAGACAAAAAGUGGCUUUUUUUCAUUUUUCUCUGGUUUGUUCCACAACUGGUGAUUUUCUAGCUACUGUAUGUACUGUGGGUUUAAUGAUGUUACCAACUUUUACUUUGUAUUUCCUGACUGCAUAAAAAUGCUCAAUCAUUCCAUUACUUUGGAUUCUUCUGUCAGAAUAAAUUGACAUGAACAUGUGCUCAUUGAAAUAAAUUCACAUAUAUCA